UGUGCUGCAGCCUGUGCAGAGUCAAACCACAGAGCAGCAGCAGCAGGUGUGGUUUCACUGCUCUGACUGAGACGUUCAGUGUCUGAGUUCACAUCACGACGUGGGACGAUGGCACCAACAUGUCUUCAGUGUCUGAUCUCUCUGAUCCUUCUGCUGUGCUGCUCCACUCACCAAGCUCGUCUGACGCUGAGUCCCAGCAGCUCUCAGCUGUUCAGGGGACAGUCUGUCUCUCUGAGCUGUGAGGAGGACGACAGCUCAGCUGGAUGGACACUGAAGAGGAACACAACCAAUCGACAGCUGGUUGAUUGUGGAGCUGGGUGGGGGAAACCAGCUGGUUCCUCCUGUACCAUCAGCUACGUCGUCUCAUUGGACAGUGGAGUUUACUGGUGUGAGUCCAGUGAGGGAGAAACCAGUAAGAGCAUCAACAUCACUGUCACUGAUGGACCAGUGAUCCUGCAGAGUCCUGUCCUCCCUGUGAUGGACGGACAUGAUGUCUCUCUGCUCUGUAAAACACACAGCGCUCCCUCCGACCUCCCAGCUGAUUUCUAUAAAGACGGCUCCUUCAUCAGGACCGAGCCCACGGGUCACAUGACCAUCCUCCGUGUUUCCAGGUCUGAUGAAGGCUCCUACAGCUGUAAGGUCAGAGGUCAUGGAGAGUCUCCACCCAGCUGGAUCACUGUCACAGGUGCAGCCUCAGCCCCUGUGACCUCUGCCUCAGCCCCGCCCCUUAGCUCCGCCCCCCUCCAGCUUGUCCUCAGACUGCUCUGCCACCUGGUGGUGUUCUUUCCGUACUUCGUCUCCACCCUCCUCAUGGUGUCUUUAUAUCGACACAGACCCACAGGAAGUGACCUCUGCGUCUCCAUGGCAACAGCACCACCCACCCAGGCUGAGCAGGGUUCGGCUGAGGAUGAUGAUGAGGUUGUGGUGGUCUCCACCCAGCAUCACUUCAGACUCAGAGUCAGUGAGAAGAUGAAAUAAUCAGCUGAUCACAACAUUUACAGCGUCCUGUCAUUUGUUAAGGUUUCAAUAAAGUUUAGUGUGUUUGAAUCCUC
Messenger RNA from Toxotes jaculatrix (banded archerfish), 1052 nucleotides. Its product is annotated as low affinity immunoglobulin gamma Fc region receptor II-like. Gene Ontology annotation, biological process: cell surface receptor signaling pathway. Gene Ontology annotation, molecular function: transmembrane signaling receptor activity. The coding region runs from base 109 to 978 and encodes 289 amino acids. The record is from RefSeq and is a predicted model, not a curated record. The transcript is spliced from 6 exons. NCBI's taxonomy places the organism in Eukaryota, Metazoa, Chordata, Actinopteri, Toxotidae.